AUGAGAAUAUUGUCGGUUCUUACUUUCAGUGCGGCUGUGGCCGCUGCGAAAGUAAUCACAAGCGAUGCAUUCCGCGCCACCGUCGACGAUCAUACGGGCGCCUUAAUUGAGCUUGCGGACCCUCAAGCUUCUACUGCCAGGAACUGGGUCGGAUCAUCAAGCAACACGCCCUGGCAACCUACCGGCCGCAGAUGGGGUCUCGGGGACUUCGACGCUGGCGCCAGCUCGUUGCACCGGCAGUACUGGAACGCACCUCACGUCUCAUGCGACGGCGAGGAAACGUGUUCCUCAAGAUACAGUGCAGGCCCACUGGAUAUCACCGUCCAACGCACAACUGCUGGUCAUCGGGGCACACUGACCAAGAAGUACGUGUUCAAAAAUGUGGGCAAUGAAUCGCUGAAUCUUACAAGCAAAGGAGCUGUGUCCUUUGCUAUCUUUACUCCCUUCAACGAUCACUACUCGAACACGUCUGACGCCCUGCAAAACCGUGCACAUGCCCACAUAUGGGCACAUGGAGGAAGUACGGCGUGGGUCAAGAUGAACCAGGUGGGUGGGCAUGAUCGGGACCUCGGGCUCGUGCUCGUCAAAGGCGCUUUGAGCGGACAUAGCGUGGAAGGACGCGAUGACACAACUCUCUCGAAUACCCGAGGCGUCUUCCUUUUACAUCCGGCUAUGCCUACUCUUGGCCCUGGAGAAGAAAGCGAGCUGGAGUGGACGUUCUUUUGGCACCAAAAUUGGGACGACUUCUUCCGGCAAUGCGAAGAUAUCUCGGAGCAAUUUGUGGCGUUCAAUGCGUCAGAGUAUACAAUAACACCGGGGGGAAAUAGCACCAUCGACUUAUCGGGUUCACGGAUCAAUGCUGGGACUACCAUCAACGGGCACACUCCGACCAAUUGCAAUGGAACCAAAUGCAGUUUCACAUACUCGACCAAUGAUAUUAGAGAACAAGCCCUCACUGUCACGACUUCAAAGGAAGGCGAAGCCUCGAAUUCCACCACUGGCAUUUUCCUCAACUCCGUCCCCUCACUCGAACAAGUCCUAUCGUUGCGAAUCAAGUUCUUCACGCAGUAUCAACAGGUCGAUGCUGUUGGAAUAUUCUAG
This is a messenger RNA of Diaporthe citri, 1101 nucleotides long. RefSeq lists its product as uncharacterized. Bases 1 to 1101 code for a protein of 366 amino acids. The transcript has a single exon. Lineage: Eukaryota; Fungi; Ascomycota; Sordariomycetes; Diaporthales; Diaporthaceae. The record is from RefSeq and is a predicted model, not a curated record.